ACCAUUAGGAACCAAUUUUAUAUGCGUGAAGUAAAACCUUGUUUUAUUUCAAAACUCAGAACUAAUAAGUUUUUAAAUAAUGUCAUUAAACAUGACAGUUAUUAAGUGUGGGAUUUUUCAAAUGUAAAUAAUAUAUCGAGUUAAAUUUUUAUCUGCUACCAAUGCAUUAUGCAGGAAGCAAUUGCAGGCGUGGUGUCUACAAGGCCUCCGUCGCCAAGUCGUGCCCAGGCGAUCGCCAAAAUACUUAUACAAAACCGCCCUUCGUAUAGCUCGGGUGUUCUUAUAGGAAACUGGGUAGAAGACCGGAUAGAAUGUCCAAAAACCGGUACUUAUUACUUUCCCCCAAAAGAAGAGGAUGAUUAUGAAAAACUGAAACCAGAAUCAAGACAGCCCGACUUCAGACAAAAUAAACUGAAUAGCACACAGAGUAACGUCGCUUCGAUAAUAAGACACGAUAGCCACGACAAAUGUCCAAAUUACGCAACUGCCAACGAUCUAGUGUACAACCACCUGCCGAAGCCCCUGUGUGGCCCAAUCCAGCGUUACUAUAAAAAGGCGGAGCAUCAAUUCUAUCCACAACCUGAUCUUUUGAAGUGUUUUGGUAAUGUGACAGAGUGGGGUUUGAAAAAACGUUUAGAAUACGAGUGGCAGUGCACCGAUGUAUCAGACUACAUAUCGACCCUGUACUCAGACACGUUUGUACCUCCACAACCUCAUCAAUAUUUACAACCGAAUGAAAGGAAGGCCAGAAAUUCGAAAUUCACAAAAAGUUUCCGUUAUAAGAUGACAAAAUCAAAACGAUGAUAACAUCAAGAAUCAUUUUCACUUUUUGCAAAAAAUUAUUUAG
Messenger RNA from Spodoptera litura, 847 nucleotides. RefSeq lists its product as uncharacterized. NCBI's taxonomy places the organism in Eukaryota, Metazoa, Arthropoda, Insecta, Lepidoptera, Noctuidae. Gene Ontology annotation, biological process: flagellated sperm motility. Gene Ontology annotation, cellular component: axonemal microtubule. The record is from RefSeq and is a predicted model, not a curated record.